This is a messenger RNA of Sceloporus undulatus (fence lizard), 1950 nucleotides long. RefSeq names its product zinc finger protein with KRAB and SCAN domains 5-like. Bases 741 to 1409 code for a protein of 222 amino acids. The record is from RefSeq and is a predicted model, not a curated record. Lineage: Eukaryota; Metazoa; Chordata; Lepidosauria; Squamata; Phrynosomatidae. The transcript has 2 exons.
ACCUCCAGCGCCUCCCUGUCAGAAAUUUCCAAGGUGGCCACAUGGAAGUCGCCAUCCACCUUAAUAAGUCAUUACAAACUGGAUGUGUUUCAAUCCGCUAAGGCGUCAUUUGGAAGGCGGGUCCUCCAACAGGUGGUGUUGGGGACCGCAGCCUCCUAGCAGCACCUUCCUUCCCUAGUCAAGAGGCCUUUUGUAAAUCCCAGAAUACAGGAUGUUGGGGCCUGUCUGCUGGGAAAACAAAUGUUGGUACUUACCCAUGAUACCUUCAUUUCUAGCAGACGAGGGUCCUAACAUCCUGCUAACCCUGGGUGCUCUCUGCGACCUCCGACCCUACCUGUUGGCAGAUCUGUCUUGAGUUUUUUCUGUUGGCUUGUAUUGGAUGAAUUCCUUCUUGAAUGGUUUUUGCUGUUAUUAAUAAAUGCUAGUUCCUUGGUUUUACCUUACUAUUCACUUGGCUUGUUAUUGACAGAGGCCCAGGUGGACUAGUUCCUCCCUCUAUAGGGGCCGAUCCUUUGUUUUGCUUGACCUUGCCUAUAGGAACAUAUUGGGAGGAGCUAACCCAGAAUACAGGAUGUUAGGCCCCUCAUCUGCUGGAAAGGAAGUAUCACGGGUAAGUACCAAUGUUCGUUUUUACUUUCUAGGAAUAGUGCCCCCAGUCCUUUGACUUGAAAGAGAUUCUGGCAACACAGUGAAGAGCCUCUUCGGCCAUAUUGGAACCUAUCUAGGAGCACCUGUCAAAGAUGGAAAAGCAAGGCCCAGCUGCUCUUGAAUUAGGAAAAGACCACCCAUGUCUUCAAGCUGGAAGCGGUGGAAAAUUCUGCAGAGAAACCACACAGAAGAGCCUGGCAGAAGAUAUGUCCCAUUCAGAGGUACAGUGGGAGCACUUCAAACACUUCCGCUACAAGGAGAUUGAGGGCCCCCGAAAGGUUUGCUGCCAACUCCGGGCUCUUUGCCAUCAGUGGCUGAAGCCAGAAAAGCACACCAAGAGUCAGAUCCUGGACAUGGUGAUCCUGGAACAGUUCUUGGCUGUCCUUCCCCCAGAAAUGGCAGCCUGGGUCAGGGAAUGUGGGGCAGAGACCAGUUCCCAGGCAGUGGCCCUGAGCGAAGGUUUCCUCCUGAGCCAGGCAGAGGAGAAGAAACAGGAAAAGCAGCAGGAGCUCAUUGCAGAAGUGGCUGGUGAUUUUCCUGUGGCAGAGAAAGCGCUUUCAGACUCUAGAAAGAGAGUCCAGUGCAAGUGGAUGGUACAGCAAGAUGAGAGAAGUACCACCAUAAUGAGUAAAGAAUCAGUGGGCGCUUCCCAGAUUGGUCUCCUCCUCUUGAGUGUGCCUGCAACAGGUAAUAAUAAUAGUAAUAUUUAUUUUAACUCCCUCUCCCUACAGAUCGAGGUGGGUUACAAUAAAAAGAAAUAAAAAUACAUAGCACAAUAUAAUAAUCAAUACAUAACACAAUACAUAAUACAAGAAUAAACAAUUAGACAAUCCCCAUCCCUCCACCAACAGCAAGAUAGUAACAGUCUAACACAAAUUACAUAGUUACAAUAAUAAAAUAAUUAUAAAACAGUAAAAACUGGGCAAAUGGAGUAGGACAGCCAGGGGCAGAUGGGCUGUCAUUUAAUGGGAGGUCAGUCUGGGAAGGCCUGCCAGAAGAGAUUCGUCUUGACUACCCUUUUAAAGGGGUCCAAGAUGGUUCCACACUUUCGGAGUGGCUGAUGAGAAGGCCCUCUGGGAAACUGCAGCCAACCUGGUCUUCCUAGGCUGCAGUAAAUUCUUCCCAGAGGACCUGAGUGUGCGGAGUGGAUUGUAGGGGAGGAGGCGCUUCUUCAAGUAAGCUGGACCCAAGCCAUGUAGGGCUUUAAAGGUGAUAACCAACACCUUGUACUGUGCCCGGAAGCUGAUUGGCAGCCAGUGGAGAAAAUUUAAAAUAGUUGUAAUAUGGUCAACUCAUAGGGCA